GCGCAGAUGUGUGAGACCUUUUAUUGUAAGAGUGGACAGACAUCCCAGAUUUCAGACCCCCAUAUUCGAACCCCGUGGGAUCCCGCGGCCCCCAGCGAGCGCCAGCAUGCAGAACAGUCACAGCGGAGUGAAUCAGCUCGGUGGUGUCUUUGUCAACGGGCGGCCACUGCCGGACUCCACCCGGCAGAAGAUCGUAGAGCUAGCUCACAGCGGGGCCCGGCCGUGCGACAUUUCCCGAAUUCUGCAGACCCAUGCAGAUGCAAAAGUCCAAGUGCUGGACAAUCAAAACGUGUCCAACGGAUGUGUGAGUAAAAUUCUGGGCAGGUAUUACGAGACUGGCUCCAUCAGACCCAGGGCAAUCGGUGGUAGUAAACCGAGAGUAGCGACUCCAGAAGUUGUAAGCAAAAUAGCCCAGUAUAAGCGGGAGUGCCCGUCCAUCUUUGCUUGGGAAAUCCGAGACAGAUUACUGUCCGAGGGGGUCUGUACCAACGAUAACAUACCAAGUGUGUCAUCAAUAAACAGAGUUCUUCGCAACCUGGCUAGCGAAAAGCAACAGAUGGGCGCAGACGGCAUGUAUGACAAACUAAGGAUGUUGAACGGGCAGACCGGAAGCUGGGGCACCCGCCCGGGUUGGUAUCCGGGGACUUCGGUGCCAGGGCAACCUACGCAAGAUGGCUGCCAGCAACAGGAAGGAGGGGGAGAGAAUACCAACUCCAUCAGUUCCAAUGGAGAAGAUUCAGACGAGGCCCAGAUGCGACUUCAGCUGAAGCGGAAGCUGCAGAGAAAUAGAACAUCCUUUACCCAAGAGCAAAUUGAGGCCCUGGAGAAAGAGUUUGAGAGAACCCAUUAUCCGGAUGUGUUUGCCCGAGAAAGACUAGCAGCCAAAAUCGAUCUACCUGAAGCAAGGAUACAGGUAUGGUUUUCUAAUCGGAGGGCCAAAUGGAGAAGGGAAGAAAAACUGAGGAACCAGAGGAGACAGGCCAGCAACACCCCCAGUCACAUCCCCAUCAGCAGUAGCUUCAGCACCAGUGUCUACCAACCAAUCCCACAACCCACCACACCUGUUUCCUCCUUCACCUCGGGCUCCAUGUUGGGCCGGACAGACACCGCCCUCACCAACACGUACAGCGCCCUGCCGCCUAUGCCCAGCUUCACCAUGGCGAAUAACCUGCCUAUGCAACCCCCAGUCCCCAGCCAGACCUCCUCGUACUCCUGCAUGCUGCCCACCAGCCCUUCGGUGAACGGGCGGAGUUAUGACACCUACACCCCCCCACAUAUGCAGACACACAUGAACAGUCAGCCGAUGGGCACCUCGGGCACCACUUCCACAGGACUCAUUUCCCCUGGUGUGUCAGUUCCAGUUCAAGUUCCUGGAAGUGAACCUGAUAUGUCUCAGUAUUGGCCAAGAUUACAGUAAAAAAAAAAAAAAAAAAGGAUAUAUUGUGUUAAUUCAGUCAGUGACUAUGUGGACACAACAGUUGGGCGUUCAGGAAGGAAAGAAAAAUGGUUGUUAGAAGCACUUCAGUUCUGCAUUUGUGUCCUGUAUUGUACCACUGGGGAAUGGACUUGAAACAAGGACCUUUGUAUACAGAAGGCACGAUAUCAGUUGGAACAAAUCUUCAUUUUGGUAUCCAAACUUUUAUUCAUUUUGGUGUAUUAUUUGUAAAUGGGC
This is a messenger RNA of Lutra lutra (Eurasian river otter), 1672 nucleotides long. RefSeq names its product paired box 6 (gene PAX6). Gene Ontology annotation, molecular function: DNA-binding transcription factor activity, RNA polymerase II-specific; RNA polymerase II cis-regulatory region sequence-specific DNA binding. The record is from RefSeq and is a predicted model, not a curated record. Lineage: Eukaryota; Metazoa; Chordata; Mammalia; Carnivora; Mustelidae. The transcript has 12 exons. Gene Ontology annotation, biological process: anatomical structure development; regulation of transcription by RNA polymerase II. The coding region runs from base 107 to 1417 and encodes 436 amino acids.